Saccoglossus kowalevskii is the source of this 1938-nucleotide messenger RNA. RefSeq names its product leucine-rich repeat-containing protein 15-like. The record is from RefSeq and is a predicted model, not a curated record. Lineage: Eukaryota; Metazoa; Hemichordata; Enteropneusta; Harrimaniidae.
AUGCCCAUGAUGAAUGUCUACUUGGCUGCUGUGUGGAGUACAUCACUGUUGUGUUAUGCAACACAGGGCCUUGAAGGCCAGAUUGAAUACUCUCUCACUGGAGGUGCUUGCAACUGGGACAACAGUGCAAAACUAUUUGACUGCAGUCAUCGUCAACUGCACAGUAUACCACACAAUCAUAGCAGUGAUACUGUGAAAUUAUUCCUAAAUAAUAACCUGAUUCAAUCUGUAUCAUCCAACGACUUUCAAGAUUUACCAAAUUUAAAGACGCUCUUCCUGGACUCUAAUAAGAUUAGCCACAUUGAUGAUGACUCUUUCUCCAGACUCCUUUCGCUUACUCAUUUGCGUUUGUCGGAUAAUCCACUUAGAGAGCUGUCGCCAGCAUUACUGCAACCUCUCCAGAAUCUGGAGACCUUGAAGCUCUCUUCAAUUGAACUGACGUUUCUCCCAGAUGGUGUGUUCAGCGGUUUGUCAAAACUACGAGAGUUGGUCCUACGACGGAAUGUCAUCUCCCAGCUGUCACCAGGAAUAUUUGCUGAUUUGUCCAAUUUGUAUAACCUUGAUUUAUUUGACAAUUCUAUUGGAACGCUUCAAUCUAGUACCUUUCAAGGACUGAUUAAACUGUCCUACCUGGAGCUCUCCGAUAAUGACUUGUUCGAUCUGCGUGAAGGGUGUUUUGAUGGGUUGGCAGCCUUAGAUAAUUUAGAUAUGAACUACAAUGACCUCGAGGUCAUACCUACGGGUACGUUGUCCUCGCUUGUAAAUUUAGGAACAUUGCAGUUAAGCCACAACAGACUCCGAGAAAUACCGCCCGAUGUUGGUCAGCUUCGUAACUUAAUUGAACUGCGAAUUGACGAUAAUCUCAUGGGGACCGUCAGUAGUGAUAAUUUUGUUGGUUUAAGAAAACUAUAUUCACUGCAUCUCUCGGACAACUUGAUCAGUUCUGUUGAUACGCUGGCGUUUUAUGAUUUACACAACUUAAAAGAACUCAAAUUGGAUUCAAAUCGACUGACCUAUAUUCACCCUGACGUGUUUGUUAGACUGUAUAAUCUAGAGCUUCUUUGGUUAGAUGACAACCAAUUGUCCAUGCUUUUUACUCACAGCCUAAAAUCCAUGCCACUACUGUCUGACAUCAGACUGUCAAAUAACAUCUGGAAUUGUAACUGCUCUUUCUUAGAAACAGUUGAUUAUAUUCAGCGUUCUGCUUUAAUUGAAAUCACCGAUGACGUUCCUGGCCGAUGUGUAUUCCCAGUGGAACUGCGCCUCACUCCGUUGACUAACUUAGGGGGUCACAGCAUGAAGUGCAACAUCAGUGCAACAUCUUUAGAGUUGAUUACCGUCAAACCCACUGUGAUGGACACACCCACUUACUGUGAAGAUUUACCUAUAGUAUUAGGUAUUUGUCUGCCGAUCACUGUGCUCGCUGUUGCCUCUACUAUAGUGAUGGUUGUACUAUGGCGGCGACGUGUAAAGAUGGUUGAAUCAUUGCAGGAACGUUAUGUUCAGUAUAGCAGUGAGCGAGUAACGUACGUUGACUUUAAUGGCUCAAAACAAGAUCGAGUUCGACCACCAGAAUUGCCUAGGGAGUAUGAGUAUGCAUAUACUGGUGUGUCUUCUGACUCUCCUGAGAACGCUCGUGACUAUGACGAGGCUGAUAACUUCCCCGAGCACACAUACCAUUCACUGCGAUCAGACAAUCAACUGGAGUCCGCUGAUGGAUACUUGGUUGUUUUCAACAAAAUGGUGAAGAGUCACUUUGCCCAUGCACUAGUAAAAACAAUAUUCAGCAUGAUAUAUGUAGCCUGUCUGCUGUUAAAUAUCUGCUUAUUUCCAUGCCCAUUGUGUUGCCAUGGCAUGUCAUCAUACUUUGAAAUUGCACCAAAUCCACCAAAAGAGUUUUGUGAAUCAUGGCUCGCUUUAUAUUGCUCAAUCUGGUAG